UUUUUUUUUUUUCUUGUAAAGUUUGAAUACACACAUAUAACAUUUAUAUACAUAUUUUAUUUUUUGUAUAGACUAUUUUUUUUUUAACUACAUAUUUAUUAUACAUACAUAAUGAGAGAAAUUAUUCACUUACAAGCUGGUCAAUGUGGUAAUCAGAUUGGUCAAAAAUUUUGGGAAACUAUUUCAGAAGAACAUGGCAUUAAUACCAAUGGUAAUUACUGUGGUGAUAAUGACCUUCAAUUAGAACGUAUCAAUGUAUUUUAUAAUGAAGGUUCCGAAGGCAAAUACGUCCCAAGAGCUGUUUUAGUUGAUCUUGAACCUGCUACCAUGGAUAGCAUUCGUGCUAGCCCUUAUGGUAAGAUCUUUAGACCUGAUAAUUUUGUAAAUGCUCAAUCUGGUGCUGGUAAUUCUUGGGCUAAAGGGUAUUACACCGAAGGUGCUGAAUUAGUCGAGUCCAUUAUGGACGUUGUUCGUAAGGAGGCAGAAAAUACAGAUUGUCUCCAAGGUUUCCAAUUGGCCCAUUCUCUUGGUGGCGGUACUGGUUCUGGUCUUGGUUCCCUUUUGUUAUCAAAGAUUCGUGAAGAAUACCCUGAUCGUAUCUUGAGUACUUACUCUGUUGUUCCAUCCCCUAAAGUCUCUGAUACCGUUGUCGAACCCUAUAAUGCUGUUUUAUCUGUUCAUCAACUUGUCGAGAACUGUGACGCGACUUUCUGUAUCGAUAACGAAGCUCUCUAUGAUAUUUGUUUCCGUACACUUAAAUUGACCAGUCCUAACUAUGGUGAUUUGAACCAAUUGGUCUCUGCUGUCAUGUCUGGUGUCUCUACUAGUUUGCGUUUCCCUGGUCAAUUAAACAGUGAUUUGCGUAAGCUUUGUGUUAACAUGGUUCCCUUCCCUCGUCUUCAUUUCUUCAUGGUCGGUGUCGCUCCUCUUACUGCCUCUGGCUCUCAACAAUAUCGUAACUUGAGUGUCUCUGAAUUGACUGCUCAAAUGUUUGACGCUCGUAACAUGAUGGCUGCAUCUGAUCCUCGUCAUGGUCGUUACUUGACAGCCGCUACUAUCUUCCGUGGACGUCUGUCGACAAAGGAAGUUGAAAACCAAAUGUUGGCUGUUCAACAAAAGAACUCCUCCUACUUUGUUGAAUGGAUUCCUAAUAGUGUUAAGACCUCUCUUUGUGAUAUUCCUCCUGUUGGCUUAAAGAUGUCUGGUACCUUUAUCGGUAAUAGCACAGCUAUUCAAGACUUAUUCAAGCGUGUCAAUGAACAAUUCACGGCUAUGUUCAGAAGAAAGGCUUUCUUGCAUUGGUAUACAGGUGAAGGCAUGGAUGAAAUGGAAUUUACUGAAGCUGAAUCCAACAUGAAUGACCUUGUUUCUGAAUACCAACAAUACCAAGAUGCCACUAUUGAUGAAGAAUAUGAUGAAGAAUAUGCUGAUGAAGAAAUGGAAGAAGAAGAACCUAUGGAAGAAUAGAUAACAUGCAUGCAUAAUAUUAUAACAAACAAAACAAGAACAACAAAAAAGUUAAAUUAAUAAAAUGUUUAUUUUUGCAUAAUUAGAGUAAAUACAUACAUAAUUGGGGGGAGG
Molecule: messenger RNA, 1581 nt
Organism: Cokeromyces recurvatus
Lineage: Eukaryota; Fungi; Mucoromycota; Mucoromycetes; Mucorales; Mucoraceae
Product: tubulin beta-3 chain
Exons: 4
Coding region: 112-1467 (451 amino acids)
Biological process (GO): mitotic cell cycle; microtubule cytoskeleton organization
Cellular component (GO): cytoplasm; microtubule
Molecular function (GO): GTPase activity; structural constituent of cytoskeleton; GTP binding
Source: RefSeq, a predicted model, not a curated record